AUGAAUACAACGACGAAAAUAUCAAAUGACAAUAGAACUGUAUUUCCUCAAAGACCAUUAAUAGUUGCUGCAUGGGUAGAUCAGGGUAUAGGUGAACCAGGAAUGCACAAAUAUAUAAAAGAACGUUUUGAAACUCUUUCUAGUUUUAUUACACAAUGGUUAUAUUUUGAUUCUUCGGAUAAUUUUACAUCUUAUAUUGAAAACAAUCCUAAUAUUAAAUUAAUUUGUGUUAUGUCUGGUGGAAUGUCUCGUUUAUUAGUACCAAAACUUUCUCAUCUUGCUGCCUUACAUACUGUUUAUGUAUUUUGUGUUGAUAUAGAACGAGCUAAACAAUCAAUGGAAGAUGAAAUUAAAGUUAAAGGUAUAUUUAAUAUAGAGGAUGAUGUAUAUGAAACGAUGGCUGAUGAUUUAUCGAAAUUAUUAGUUGAAGAAGGAAUUGCAUUAGCUCAAUUAGAUGAACGGAAUCUUGCAAGAUUAAAUUAUGAAGAAGCUAAACGAUUGUUAAGUACUCAAGCAAAAAAAGUAAGCUUGGAUGAAGAAAAAGCAAGAAUCGAAGAAAUUGAUAUAAGACUCGAUCAAUUACUUGUUUAA
This is a messenger RNA of Rotaria sp. Silwood1, 591 nucleotides long. The record is from the annotation of a GenBank genome assembly. Lineage: Eukaryota; Metazoa; Rotifera; Eurotatoria; Philodinida; Philodinidae.